GAGCUUACGGUUAAUCGAGCUGCGGGACUGCUGUGGAAAGUAAAGUGCGUCCUCAGUCAGACUGACAGGCAGUAGUUUCUGUGCAGCUGGGUCCAGCGAUUAAGGGGCGGUGCUCUAACGUGGGACAGAUCCCACGUGGGCACAGCGCCUGUGGCUGCUGUUUAAUCCACACUUUCUCAGGGAAGGACACCACUCCGCCGACCACCUGCUGUCUGCGCGGAAAGCAGCAUCACAGCCACACCCUCCUCGGAGUGCAGCAGCAGCAUCCUCAGCAGCAGCAUGGUGCCAGCCAUCCUGCUCGUUUUGGCUGUCACAGCAGUCUGCAAUGGCAUCCUCCCUGAGAUAGUGGACCCGGGCAUUAGUCACAUCCUGGAGGAUGACUCUGCACAGGGACAAGCUGAGCCGGACAAUGUGUUUGUGGAAGUGGAGCAGCUGCCAGAGGAUCCACAGCAAAAGCCCGAGGACUCGUUUCACCAAAUAAAUGAGGAGAACUCUCAGUCGAGUCUUCACAAUGCAAAUGCUUCUGAUAAAGUGACUGAUAAAGACCAGGAGACAAACAACAUUACCACAGUCGACAGUUCUAACGACCUGGAGAACAGAGUCGAUCACGGAUGCAUCAGUGACGAUGACUGUGGAAAGGGACGGUACUGUCUUCACGACCCACAUAAUGCCAAGUGUCUGCCAUGUAAAGCGCUUGAUAUGUCCUGCACUAAGGAUGCAGAGUGCUGUGGCGAACAGCUCUGUGUGUGGGGCCAGUGCAGCCAAAAUGCAACCAAGGGAGAGGCCGGAAGCACUUGUCAAUACCAGACUGACUGCAGCCCAGACCUCUGCUGUGCUUUCCAUAAUGUCCUCCUCUUCCCCGUCUGUUCGGCCAAGCCUAUUGAACGUGAGCGCUGCUUUGGUGCCUCAAACCACCUGACUGAGUUGUUGUCCUGGGGCCCGCAAGAUGAGGGACCCAGGAAAUAUUGCCCCUGUGCAGGAGAUCUCCACUGUCAAGACCUGGGAAGAGGGUCAAUGUGCCUGAAAGGAGAGGACUCGAGUGAAGAAGACCUGACAGACACGCUGUACUCAGAGAUAGACUACAUACUUUAGGCUGGGCACGAUUUAUUAACAUUGCCUUGUAAAAAGCUAGACAGACUUCUGAGCUUUUUUCUUUUUUCUUUGCAAAGAGCACUUUCUAUUUGCCGGCUUCAGUCAAAGCAGUAAAUAUUUAGGGCAUGGGAAAUGGAUGGCAGUAUAUGUAGUGCUAGUUGUGUCAUCGGCAUGUUGUUUGAUGAUUCUUUAAUCUUUGUAAGGGAAUUCUGGGCAAGAGGCACUUGAAGACAGCCACUUUGUAAAACACCUACUUGGCAAGUCCUUUGAUGCAGCUUCAUUUCUUUGUUGUUGCAGUCAUCACAGUGGGGUGAUGAAGUGCCUGCCCCCGUUUUCCUGGCAUGGCUCAUGUCCCCUUGGAUUGUCGGGUUGCUCAAAAUCAAUAUGAAUUUGUUUGGUGUAAUCUCCUUUAUCCUAGGAUGAAACAUGUCCACCAUGAUGGAAGUGGUUCUCUUCCAAGAUUACAUAAUUACUGUUCAUAGUUUACAGGGGGAAGGCUAAAAUAUGAAAAUGAUGUGAAUCAGAUGCAGUGGCCUCUGCAGUCUCCAGACUGUGGGAGAUUUUGAACCGUCACUUCAA
Molecule: messenger RNA, 1671 nt
Organism: Neolamprologus brichardi
Lineage: Eukaryota; Metazoa; Chordata; Actinopteri; Cichliformes; Cichlidae
Gene: dkk3a
Product: dickkopf WNT signaling pathway inhibitor 3a
Biological process (GO): negative regulation of canonical Wnt signaling pathway; multicellular organism development
Cellular component (GO): extracellular region
Molecular function (GO): receptor antagonist activity; co-receptor binding
Source: RefSeq, a predicted model, not a curated record